This is a messenger RNA of Stegastes partitus (bicolor damselfish), 1047 nucleotides long. It is a transcript of the gene grxcr2, whose product is annotated as glutaredoxin and cysteine rich domain containing 2. Gene Ontology annotation, biological process: sensory perception of sound. The record is from RefSeq and is a predicted model, not a curated record. Bases 1 to 1047 code for a protein of 348 amino acids. The transcript has 10 exons. Lineage: Eukaryota; Metazoa; Chordata; Actinopteri; Pomacentridae.
AUGUCCAUGCACCCUGAUGUGUAUCUGCCCUGUCUGCAUUUGCGACAACAGUCACACACCAGUCUUCUCGGGGCUCUGGUGCCGUGCUGUUUGGACCUGAGUUUAGCUCACCAGUACGGGGAGUGUCUGUGCAUGCCUCUGCUACCAGGAUCCACUUUUGCUAUGCGAGUUGGGAUCAGGGAGCGCUACAAGAUACGGCACUUGAGAUGCAUUCACAGCAGUCAGAUGAGAGAGGGUAAGGAGCUUCUUGGACGGACUGACGCUCUCUCUGAAUCCUCUCAAUCAGCCACCAUGGAAGAACUCCAGAGAAAACUGAAUCAGCGCUAUGAAGGCACCAAGCCCAGAAAGGUGAGGUUCAAGCUGGCGUCCUCCUACAGCGGUCGGGUGCUGAAGCACGUGUACGAAGACGGUCAAGAGCUGGAAAGUCCAGAGGAGAAAUACCCACACAGCUUCGUCCACCGCAAAAUCCCUCCCAACCACCUCGAGAUGGAGCAGCUCUGCGGGUUUGAGGAUGCUCAUGGGGACCAACAGGGUGUCUAUCCUCCAACAGGGCUCAUUGCCCAGAGAAUAAAUGUGUACAGAGGAAUGGGAAGCUACCAGCCUGCUGCUGGCCAGACUGACGAAGCAGAGGGAGACGGCAAGUCCUCUGUGUUAGACUUUGGCAAGAUAAUCAUCUACACCAGUAAUCUGCGCAUCAUCAGAGCACCACAGAAGAAGCCUGAGUCGUUGCGGCACCACACAGUGCCUCCCGUGGACUUGGAGGGAUACUCGAAGGCCAGGGACAGGGGGAGCAGCAGGAGGAGGGCUAAAGCUCUGUACGCGCAGGAGAGGGAGGAGAAGGAGGAGAAACAGAUCAGCGACACAGAUACCAAGGAGGCCGACAGCUGCCAGCAUUGUGGCGGCUCGGGCUGCGCUCCCUGCUCUCUGUGUCACGGUAGCAAGCUGUCCAUGCUGGCAAACCGCUUCAAUGAGUCCAUCAGUGAUCUGCGUUGCCAAGCCUGCUACCCCCAUGGUCUGGAGAAGUGCCAGUCCUGCUCCAGUAAAUAG